AUGGCAGAAGCUCACCAGGCUGUGGCCUUCCAGUUCACGGUCACCCCCGACGGCAUCGACCUGCGGCUGAGCCAUGAGGCCCUGAAGCAGAUCUAUCUGUCCGGACUUCACUCCUGGAAGAAGAAGUUCAUCAGGUUCAAGAAUGGCAUCAUCACCGGCGUGUACCCGGCCAGUCCCUCCAGUUGGCUCAUCGUCGUGGUGGGCGUGAUGUCCACCAUGUACGCCAAGAUCGACCCCUCGCUGGGGAUCAUCGAGAAGAUCAACCGGACCCUGGGCACCACGGCCAACAUGUCCAGCCAGACGAAGCACGUGGUGAGCGGCGUGCUGUUCGGCACGGGCCUGUGGGUGGCGCUGAUCUUCACCAUGCGGUACUCCCUCAAGGUGCUGCUGUCCUACCACGGCUGGAUGUUCGCCGAGCACGGCAAGAUGAGCCGGGCCACCAAAGUCUGGAUCGGGAUGGUGAAGCUCUUCUCGGGCCGGAAGCCCAUGCUGUACAGCUUCCAGACGUCUCUGCCGCGCCUGCCCGUGCCCGCCGUGAGCGACACCGUGAGCCGGUACCUGGACUCCGUGAAGCCCCUCAUGAAGGAAGCCGACUUCCAGCGGAUGACGGCUCUCGCCGAGGACUUUGCCGUCAGCCUCGGGCCGAAGCUGCAGUGGUACCUGAAGCUGAAAUCCUGGUGGGCCACCAACUACGUGAGCGACUGGUGGGAGGAGUACAUCUACCUGCGCGGACGGGGGCCGCUGAUGGUCAACAGCAACUACUACGCCAUGGAUUUGCUGUACGUGCAGCCCACCCACAUCCAGGCCGCCAGGGCGGGCAACGCCAUCCACGCCAUCCUGCUGUACAGGCGCAAGCUGGACCGGGAGGAGCUCAAACCGAUUCUCCUCCUGGACUCCACGGUGCCGCUCUGCUCCGCGCAGUGGGAGCGGAUGUUCAACACGUCGCGGAUCCCCGGAGAGGAGACGGACACCAUCCAGCACGUCCGGGACAGCAGGCACAUCGUGGUCUUCCACAGGGGCCGCUACUUCAAGGUCUGGCUGUACCACGACGGCCGGCUGCUGCGGCCCCGCGAGCUGGAGCAGCAGAUGCAGCGGAUCCUGGACGACCCGUCGGAGCCGCAGGCCGGGGAGGCCAAGCUGGCGGCCCUCACCGCGGGGGACAGGGUGCCCUGGGCCCGCUGCCGCCAGGCCCACUUUGCGCGCGGGAAGAACAAGCAGUCCCUGGACGCCGUGGAGAAGGCGGCCUUCUUCGUGACGCUGGACGAGGCCGAGCAGGGCUACCGGGAGGAGGACCCCGGCGCCUCCCUGGACAGCUACGCCAAGUCCCUGCUGCACGGCCGCUGCUUCGACAGGUGGUUUGACAAGUCCUUCACGUUCAUUGUCUUCAAGAACGGGAAGAUGGGCAUGAACGCCGAGCACUCCUGGGCCGACGCGCCCAUCGUGGGCCACCUCUGGGAGUACGUCAUAGCCACCGACAGCUUCCAGCUGGGCUACCUGGAGGACGGGCACUGCAAAGGGGACACCAACCCGAACAUCCCGCCCCCCACGCGGCUGCAGUGGGACAUCCCGGAGGAGUGUCAGGAGGUGAUCGAGACGUCCCUGAGCACCGCCAACCUCCUGGCCAACGACGUGGACUUCCACUCCUUUCCCUUCGACACGUUCGGGAAGGGGCUGAUCAAGAAGUCCCGCACCAGCCCGGACGCCUUUGUGCAGCUGGCCCUGCAGCUGGCGCACUACAAGGACAUGGGCAAGUUCUGCCUCACGUACGAGGCGUCCAUGACCCGGCUCUUCCGAGAGGGGCGGACGGAGACCGUGCGGUCCUGCACCGUGGAGUCCUGCGCCUUCGUGCUCGCCAUGACGGACCCCGCCCAGACGAUGGAGCAGAGGCUGCGGUUGUUCAAGAUCGCGUCGGAGAAGCACCAGCACAUGUACCGCCUGGCCAUGACGGGCGCCGGGAUCGACCGCCACCUCUUCUGCCUGUACGUCGUGUCCAAGUACCUGGCCGUGGAGUCCCCGUUCCUGAAGGAAGUCCUGUCCGAGCCGUGGCGGCUGUCCACCAGCCAGACGCCGCAGCAGCAGGUGGAGCUGUUUGACCUGGAGAGGAACCCGGAGUACGUGAGCAGCGGCGGGGGCUUCGGGCCGGUUGCUGACGAUGGGUACGGCGUGUCCUACAUUAUAGUGGGAGAGAACCUCAUCAAUUUCCACAUAUCCUCCAAGUUCUCCUGCCCCGAGACGGAUUCUCAUCGCUUCGGGAAGCACCUGAGACAAGCCAUGACCGACAUUAUCGCCCUCUUUGGGUUCGGCUCCAACUCCAGGAAGUAA
Molecule: messenger RNA, 2322 nt
Organism: Pipistrellus nathusii (Nathusius's pipistrelle)
Lineage: Eukaryota; Metazoa; Chordata; Mammalia; Chiroptera; Vespertilionidae
Source: the annotation of a GenBank genome assembly